AGUCCUCAGUAAGCUCAAGCACCAAGCUCGACUGCUCAAGCAGGAAUCCACCAGCCAAUCACCCAGCACUCAGCCGGCAGCCAUGGACAUGGGCCUUGAGGUCUCGAGCUCCUCCCCGUCCUCCUCGUCGGCGUCGUCCUCGCCCGAGCACGCGGCGGGGCGGGCGUCGCUGGCCAAGCGCCCCGCGGGGCGCACCAAGUUCCGGGAGACGCGGCACCCGGUGUACCGCGGCGUGCGGCGCCGGGGCAACGCCGAGCGGUGGGUCUGCGAGGUGCGCGUCCCCGGCAAGCGCGGCGCGAGGCUCUGGCUCGGGACGUACGCCACGGCUGAGAUCGCAGCGCGCGGGAACGACGCCGCCAUGCUCGCCCUGGGCGGCCGCUCCGCCGCGUGCCUCAACUUCGCGGACUCCGCGUGGCUGCUCGCCGUGCCGCCCGCACUCGCCGACCUCGGCGACGUCCGGCGCGCGGCGGUCGAGGCCGUCGCUGAUUUCCAGAGACGAGAGGCUGCCAACGGCUCCCUCACAGUCACCGCCACCGUCACCGAAGAGGCCUCCUGUGGCGCUCCUGAAGAAUCGUCGUCUGAGUCUGACAGUGUCGGUUCGUCGGAGACGUCGGAACCUUCUGCCGAUGGAGAGUUCGAGGUGCCGGUCGCGGUGGACACCGAUAUGUUCAGGCUUGACUUGUUCCCGGAACUGGACCUGUGCUCGUACUACGCGAGCCUCGCGGAGGCGCUGCUCCUGGACCCGCCGGCACCGGUGACCACCACCUACGCGUACUGGGACAACGGCGACGGCGGAGCUGAUGUCGCGCUCUGGAGCUACUAGCUAGUACAGUCGAUAAUUCCCCUCGCAAAAAAAUAAAUAGUAGUGCCGAUAAUUCCCAGCUCUGUAGCUAUUUUUCCCCUGUUACAAAGUUUUCCCCUUGUGGGAAAAGACUAUGUACGUAGUACUCCUAGCUAAUAAGGUGAAGCUGCUCCUAAUUCAAUACUUAACUGUGAAACGGUUUUACUCGUAUAAAAUCUUUUGCCA
This is a messenger RNA of Triticum dicoccoides, 1027 nucleotides long. RefSeq names its product dehydration-responsive element-binding protein 1H-like. Gene Ontology annotation, biological process: regulation of DNA-templated transcription. The transcript has a single exon. The record is from RefSeq and is a predicted model, not a curated record. Bases 83 to 823 code for a protein of 246 amino acids. Gene Ontology annotation, molecular function: DNA-binding transcription factor activity; DNA binding. Lineage: Eukaryota; Viridiplantae; Streptophyta; Magnoliopsida; Poales; Poaceae.